This is a messenger RNA of Myxocyprinus asiaticus (Chinese sucker), 1416 nucleotides long. It is a transcript of the gene clmpa, whose product is annotated as CXADR-like membrane protein. The transcript has 7 exons. Bases 241 to 1416 code for a protein of 391 amino acids. The record is from RefSeq and is a predicted model, not a curated record. Gene Ontology annotation, cellular component: membrane; cell surface; cytoplasmic microtubule. Lineage: Eukaryota; Metazoa; Chordata; Actinopteri; Cypriniformes; Catostomidae.
UCGCAGAUACGCAUCCUAGUUGAAGUCAAGGAGAACUUUGAUUCUUCAGGCAUCUCUCGCGGAUAACACGGACUUUUCUGAAGGAGCGCGAGGACGUUUGGACACCUCAGAGAUGCUUUUUAUGGUUUCAGUCGGUGAUAUCGCUCCGUUUAUGUUGAGUACAAAACUGAAAAAAAUGUGCUCAUUCUGAGGAGCAAAGGAGACGUUUCUGUUGGAUUUUCAUUACGGUCCGGAGACGUGAUGUCUGCCAGCGCUCGAGCCCUGUUCUUAGUAUUGCUGAGUGUGCUUCAGGCAAACGGCCAGACGGAGAUGAAGAGGGUGGUCGGAGACAAUGCCACACUGCCGUGCCACCAUCAGCUGUGGCAAGCUGACACCUCCCUACUUGACAUCGAGUGGAUGCUGCAUAAAUCCAGCACACGGCAGAAAGUGGUGAUCACGUACUUUGCGGGUCGAAUCUAUGACCCCAAUGAGAGUGAGGAGGGACGGCUGUCCCUGGCGGGCGAGUUCCUGAAGGGCGACGCUUCGCUCAUGAUCAGCGACCUCUUGCUCACCGACUCUGGAGAAUACAUCUGCAAGGUCAAGAAUGGCGGGAAGUACUACUGGAACACAGUCAACCUCAUUGUGCUCUUGAAGCCAUCCAAACCACGCUGUUGGAUGGAGGGUCGUCUGCUGGAAGGAAGUGAUGUCAGAAUGAGCUGUAAGUCCACAGAUGGUUCUGACCCAAUCAGCUACAAAUGGGAGAGAGUCCUGGACAAGGGAAAAUAUGUCGGGAAGCUCCCACCUCUGGCUCUCAUAGAUCUAAAGAACCCAGAGAUAGUAACGUUGAGAAAUCUGACGAGGGAAAGCGCAGGCAUCUAUAAAUGCACCGCCAGCAAUGAUGUCGGGGAAGAGAGCUGCACUCUAGAGGUCAAAGUUCACUAUGUCCGGGGCAUGGGUGUGGUGGCGGGCGCCGUGGUGGGUGUGUCCUUUGGUGUUCUCCUCAUCAUCCUCAUCGUCUGGCUUGUUUUUCGCCACAAAGAGAAAGAGAAAAAGAAAUAUGAAGAGGAAGAAGCACCUAAUGAAAUAAGGGAGGAUGCAGAGGCUCCCAAAGCCAAAUUGGUGAAGCCUAACUCUCUCACCUCCUCCCGAUCUGGUAGUUCUCGCUCAGGGGCGUCCUCCACUCAGUCGAUGGUGCACAACAGCGCCCCCCGUGGCCCCAGGCCUCGCCUACCCGUUGUAGCUGCUCUUAAAGAGGGCGGGCAGCAUGGAAACUACCCUCCAGUACCGCCAGCAUAUAACCACGUGGUUCCUAAACCUCUAGAGCCCGGCAGUAGCCCCAAACCCAGCCCGGCAAAGCUAAACCCGGGCAACCUGGCCAGGAUGGGCGCCACACCUGUGAUGAUCCCCGCCCAAACCAAGGCAUUUCAGACUGUUUAG